Messenger RNA from Ichthyophthirius multifiliis, 1465 nucleotides. Its product is annotated as kinesin family member 6, putative. Lineage: Eukaryota; Ciliophora; Oligohymenophorea; Hymenostomatida. Gene Ontology annotation, biological process: mitotic spindle organization; microtubule-based movement. The record is from RefSeq and is a predicted model, not a curated record. Gene Ontology annotation, molecular function: microtubule binding; microtubule motor activity; ATP binding. The transcript is spliced from 7 exons.
AGAUACUAACCAUUUUAAAAAACUAAUUGUCUACAAUAAGCUAUUCUAUUAAUUAUCGUGAUUAAACCCAAUUUAACUUUAAAGACAUUUUCGAUUAAAAUAGUGAAUAAGAAGAAAUAUAUGAAAUUGUUGUUAGCCCCAUUUUAGAAAACUUUAUGAAUGGAUAUAAUGGAACAAUAUUUGCAUAUGGUUAAACAGGAAGUGGAAAAACUUAUACCAUGAGUGGAAGUGAAUAAUAAUAAUGGUAAUAUAGAGGAAUUACUCCGAGAGUAAUAAGUGGAAUAUUUAGUCAUAUUGAUUAAAAGAAAGAUUUUGAUUGUAAAAUAAAUAUUUCUUAUAUGGAAAUAUAUAAUGAUAAUGCUUUUGAUUUAUUAAAUCAAGCUCAUUUAGAUAAUCCGAGUGAAAAUAAUAAAGUAACUUAUUAAUGGGAUGAUGAAGGAAAUAUUCAUUUAAAAAACAUUACUAUCCAUUAAAUUUAAAAUGAGCAAGAAGGUUUUGAUAAAAUGAUUACAGGAAAUUUCAUUAAAAAGAUGAGUUCUACUUCCAUGAAUUAAAAUUCUUCUCGUUCCCAUUGUGUAUUUACAAUUAACUUAGAAGCGACUGAAAAAUCAACUGGCGAUUAAUAUUUAUCAAAACUUCAUUUAGUUGAUUUAGCAGGUUCAGAAAGAAUAUCAAAAACAUAAAUAAACGGAACAUUAUUAACAGAAGCAAAACACAUAAAUAAAUCAUUAAGUUUUUUAGAAUAAGUAAUUGUAGCAUUAAAUGAUUAAAGUAAAAAAGGAAUAAAAUCACAUAUUCCUUAUAGAAAUUCAUUUAUGACAACAAUUUUAAAGGAUAGUAUAGGAGGAAAUUGUUAAACAGCUAUGAUAGCAAAUAUUAGUAGUGAUAUUGAAAACUAUGAUGAAACUAUUAGUACUUUAAGAUUCUCUUAAAGAGUUGGUUAAAUAGAAAAUGAAGUUUAAAGAAACCAUAAAUUUGAUCUUUAAAAAGCUUACAAAAAUCUUCUAAUAGAAAAUUAGAAUUUAUAAAAAUAGCUUAAAGAAAAAGAUAAAAGAUUAUUAUCAGCUCAAAAUUAAUAAGAAGAUGUAAAAAUUGAUUUUAAUUAAAUAGAUGCCUCUAUUGCUGAAUAUGUAAAAGAAAAAGUUGGCAGAUAUUUUGAUGAAUCUUAGAAUUAUUUACAAAUUGAGGAUUUAAAUGAAGCUCAACUUUGCUUUUAAGCUAUGAAAUAAUUAUACAAUAAUACAAUGCAAGAAUAUGUUGAUGAAUUAUAACUUAUUUCUGCAAAGUUAGUUAAAUACGAACAUUUAUUAAAAAAAAGGUAAUUUGAUAUUAUUAAUUUAAAUAUAUUAAUCUGAUUUUUAAUUAAAAAGAAAAUAAAAACUUAAGGAAAGCAAUGUAUAAAAUCAAAAAGAUUAAUAAUAAUUAUUAAAUAAUAGCGAAUCUUUUUAAAGUUUAGAUUAAUAAU